AUGGCAUACCGUGGAAAUCGUCAUAAUUCGUAUUACGGCUCUAAAGCACCACAGAUCGCUUCGAUAAAUGACGACGAUAUUAAUUUAUCUGAAGAUCAUCAAAUAAUUUUAAAUGAUGAGUCAAAAUUUGCACGUUUAAUAAAGAAAUUACUUCGUGAUGAUGGAUCAAUUGAUAGUCGUGCACAACGACUUCAAGAAUUUCAAAAUUAUUUAGAUAAACCAGAUAAUACUAAGUUUAUUCUGAAAUUAGCUCGUCCAGCUCUUAAUUUAUUGUAUCAUCAGUUUCAAGAUCGUUUAAAUGAAGAUCUACGACCAGAACUUGCACGUUGUAUUGGUCUAAUUGGUUUUGUUAUGAUGAACGAAGGCGAUCCAAAAUUUGCCGAUUGGAUAUUUGAACGUCUUAAUGAAGUGAAGAAAAAUGAUACAUUUCGACAAUACUUAGUUGGUUCAUUGCAUAUAUCUAUAGGAAAUGAGGAACAAAUACAUUGUUUAUCAAAAGAUAUUCAAAAAAUUAGCGGAAUGUUAAAAAAGAUUUUAGAAUCUGUUUCAAGUGCACCGUUAAUGAUAAUUAUAACAGAAACAAUAAUUGAUUUAGCUAAAAUCUAUCCGCUAACAUUUCAAACAAUAUUUGUUGACAUUGUUGAUAUACUCAUUGGAUGGUAUAUUGAACCAUAUCCAACCGAUCGAAUUCUAGAUUUUACAUCAAAAGCAUUAAAUAAAUUUCGUCUAUUUUGGCUUGAACAAAUUGAAUCAACAACAUUACCGCUGUUGAAUAAUUUUAUUGAUGAUGCGGAUAGUUAUGCUCAAUUAUGUUCUACAUCAACUCUUACACGAUAUAAUGAAGAAAAUUUUGCGACAUUAACGGAUAAAAUUGCAGCACUCUAUCGUGCAUUUGUGACCGUUCUUCGUUCGUUAUCCGAUGAUUUUACAUCAUCAAAUCUAUUACCAGAUCACUUGGUUACUAAUUGGUUAAAAAAAAUUCUUCAUACAACGUCUAUUGUCAUAAAUGAUAUACGAUUUGGUUCCGUUGCUGUUUAUGCAAAUGCAUCUGUUCGUAUUUUAAUUGAAACAUUUUCACAAUUGGAUGAUACUAUGCACAAGGAUUUAAUUGAUUUUGUAACUCAACAAACACUAUUAUCAUCAAAAGAUUGGCCCAUUGAAGCUGAUUCAAAUUUAAUACGAUUGAUUACGAAGAUAAUCGAUUUCACUAGAGAACAUGUACCGAUCUCUUUUGCAAAUUCAAUUUUACAUAGAAAUUCUCGUCUAUGGAUUUAUCGUUUUCUUCAUGCCACAUCCUUAAUACAAGAUGCUCUUCAAUUAUUUAAUCGUUUAUUAUCAAUGAAAAAUAUUCCCGUUGUACUACAAGUUUAUCAGUCAAUCUUAGCUGAUAUAACACAAAAUUUUAAUGUGAUAUUACCAACACUCAAACAGAAAACGAUUAAUAUUGGAGGUGGUAGUGGUGGUAGCAGCUCUACAGAUGAAACAAUGAUUGAUGUAACGGAAGAUAAUGCUGAAGCUGCAAUUAUAUUUGAUUGUAGUGCAUUAUGUCAAAUCGGUAAUGCCAAAGGCAAUUUGAUUGGCAUGUAUGCACUUUCUCCAUCCUUAUUCGAAUUAUUGUCCAGACAUUUACAACUGACAAAUUCUAAAUUAGCUCGUCAAUUUCCAGCAUCACAUUUUGCUGUAUUAAAAACAUUAUAUUCACAUUGUGUAGCACAUGAACAUUUUAUUCUUAGUUCAGAUUUAUUUAAUAGUAAUUCGACAAGUGAUCGUAUGAUGAUGUCAUUGAGUAGUUCAACAAAAGAUCAUCUUGAAGAUAUACUUAAAUUACACCAUCGUCUAAUUGUGAACAGUCAUACAAGUUGUCAUGAUACAAACAAACUCGUAUUGAAUUGGUUAGCAGAAAUAAUUGAUUCUCUACCACAAGAUGAUCGUGGUUUAUUUUCAUUACCCUUAUUACUGAAAAUUUGUCAUUCAAUUGUCGAUACCGCUUAUUCGGACGAAGAAGAAAUAUGCGCUUUGUGUUGUCGUUUACUAACCAAAAUUCUUAGACGCCAUAGCGAUCUUGAAGCAACAUUAUUAGUCAGAUUAUUUGAUCUUUGUCGAUUUUGGUUACAGUGUAAUGAACCAUCGAUACGUGACAAUUAUUUUGCCAUUUUAUGCUGUUUACCUGUUAAUAUCAAUGUUAGUAAAUUUCCUAUUAGUGGUGCCAUAAUAUCGAAAAAUGAUUAUUCAGGUUUUGCUAGUAUUGUUAAACGUAAUCAUAUGGCAACAAGUUAUUCUGGAACAUUUACUGUACAUUGUUUUAAUUUAACGAUUGGCUACAUUUUAAUUGGUCAUCAAAUGCCACGUAUGUAUGCUAAUACAUGGCUCGAUCGUUUAUUUCAAUCAUGUCAACGAAAAUGGACAGAUACUACAAAAUAUAAACAACAUCAACGUGCACUUGCCUAUGAACAAAUACCAAAUUUUGGUAAUGAUGCAUUAUUAUGGUUUUGGGCAAUAUGGGAAUGUGCGCAAUAUUGUGUUAUGAAUAAACUUAAAACAUCGUUAGGCAAACCACAAGAAACAUUUUUAGCACUCGAAGAAACAUUACGAGCAUUUGCAUGGCCAGUUACUAAAACUGAUACUUUAUCUUCAUCGUCUGAUCAUGUACCAUCCACAUCGUCAAAUUCAAAUGAAGCUAAUAUUGAAAAACCUGAAUGGUGGUGUGAUUUACAUCGUUGUGGUCUACUUUUACAAUUGAUUGAAUGUUUAGAGAAAUGCAUAUACAAUGCUUAUGAAGGAACUGCAUUAUCCCUCCCACAAUUGCCAAAGCCUAUAAAAUUUUUCUUUAUGACAAAUAAAUCCACUUGUUUUGAAUGGCUCAAUCGUAUUCGCAUUCCAAUUAUUCUAACAGCUGUUCGAAGUGGCCAGUAUGAAGCAGCUGUAAGAAAUUGUUGGCAAUAUAUCACACAUAUAUGCACAUUAGGACAAGCUGAAACAUCUGAAUUUGAAUUUGUUGUGAUAUCGUUCGUUCAAUCGUUAAUUAAAUUACAUAAUUCAAUGGCUUUAAAUGGUAUAUAUGUUUGGUUAAAGAAUACUCAUCAAUUACGUUGGCAAUGGAUUAAAGCAGCUGAAUAUGAAGCAGCUGGAAGUUUAGAGAAAGCAGCAAAUGAAUAUAGACGUCUAUUGAAAGAGCACUUUGAAAAUUUAUCUAAAUCAUCAUCGGAAAAUUCAACUGGAGAAAAAACAAACGACACAACAACAACAACAACAACCAUCUCUUCGGCAUUAUUGAAAUUUCUAACACAAAAAGUGUAUGAAUGUUAUAUUAGUCUUCAUCAAUGGAGCGAAGUAAUGUUAUGGAAUGAAACAUGUAUAAAAAUGCAAAAUGGAUUAUUACAAGAUGAAAAUGAAGAUUUAAAAACAGCGAUGGAAACAAAUAUUGAUAUGAAUGCUGUGAAAGCAAUGGGAUGUUUCGAAAAUCGUGAUUUUGAAGGGAUGAAAAUGGCUAUGCGUAAAUUACCAUUUGUUCAAUCAUCGGCUGAUGAAUUAGCGCGUUCAGUGCCUUGUGGUUGGGAUAUGGAUGCGUAUGACAUGCUUGCACCAAUCGAAACAUUAAAAGCGAUUGCAAAGCGACGUUCUGGUCUUUGGUCACUGAAUACUCUGUUACAGUUAACGCAAGAAUUAACACGUGUACAUACUGUCGAUGAACAUGCAUCAUGGUCAGAUGAACGCGCUGCCAUAGGACAAAUUGCCGCUUUAUAUCAAAGUGAACAUCGUGAUCUUCCAUUCUUGUCCUCAUCUAAGUUUGCUCCCAUUCAACAUAGUGUAAAAGCACUCAAUUCAAUACUAUUGUAUAGUCAACCAUAUUUUGGUAAUCCUGCUUCAUCAUCAGCAAAUACAAACUGGUCUGAACUUCGCUUGAGUGCUGCGCGUCUUGCACGACAACAAGAUAACUUUACUCUAUCAUCCAAACUUCUUAUACAACAAUUUUUAUCAGAUCAACAAUCAUCAGCAAAUUAUUCAUUUGAUAAUUAUUCUUUACAUACUAUUGUUAAUUUACUUGAGCGUCAACCGAAUGUAGCCACAAUUGAACUUGAAACAGAAACAGCUAAACUCAUGUAUUCAAUGGCAGUAAAUAAAAUAACAAAUAACACUAAUAAUAAUAAUAACAACAAUUUAAAUAUUACAUCAGCCAUUGAAUUUCUCUCACGGUGUAUUCUUCGUUAUAUGACAAGUGAGAAACAACGAUCGUCAACGUGUUUAGAAAAAUGUUCAAGAAAUUUAUUACAUAUUGUCAAAUGGCUUCGUAGUUCAAAUGAUGUAAACAACAGUAAUACAACAUCAUACAUACAAAACUCGACGACAACUGGAAAAUUAUUUCAUUUAAGAAAACAAUAUUUACUAACUGGAUUUGGAACCGAUAUUGCAAGCGAACCGUACGUGCGAUCAAAUAUUCCAUCAGAUCAGUUGUUAAUGGGUGAAUUGCUCGAUUUUUCAACAACAAUGUGUCCUUCAUUGGCUAAAUCUUGGUUUUCAUUUGCUGACUUUUGUUAUACAUGGGGAAAACAAUUAUUGACUAGUCAAACACAACUUUCUCAAGUUGAAAUAAGACAGAAAAUACAAAAAGUUCUGCCACAGGAGCUGCCUACAGAAGAAGUGAAUGAAAUAUAUCGUAUUAUAACUUCGAGUAGUGUAAACGAAGAUGAUGAUUUAGAAACGACUACUGAUGAACAAACAUUAUUGGAGUCUCAAAGAACAUCGCUCAGUAAAGCGUGCUCAUUAUUAACGAAACGUAAAGAUUUACUGGAUAAAAUUAUCUCGUUUCAUCCAUUCUACGACAAAAGAAGAUAUUUUCUAUUGGAUCAAGCUUGUCGCUCCUAUUUUACCUAUCUGAAAUUGAGUAAUUAUACUGACGAUGCAAAUAGUACAACAAUAAAACCAAUACGUAUUGUCUAUGAUGAUGAUGCAUCAAAUGUCCUUGUUACAUUACGAUUAUUACGUGUUCUCGUACGUUAUCCACAACAAAUGAAAGAAACUUUUGAAAAUGGUUUAAAAAAUAUGCCAACAGUGUCAUGGAAACGUAUUAUUCCACAAUUAUUUUCAAGGUUAAAUCAUGCUGAUUCAAUUGUACGUGAUUGUGUAACAAAUUUACUUUGUCGAAUAGCAAAAGAUUUUCCACAACUACUUUUAUAUCCGGUUGUCGUCGGUACAACAGAUGGCGGAAGAUCAAAAACAACGACAAAAACGAUGUUUGGUCCUGCAACAUCAACUCUCACUUCUCGUGGAGGUGAUGAUGGUGGAUCAGAUGACGAUAAUUCUGAUAAUGUUACUGAUGAGAAUAUUCAAGAAGGAGAAGGAACUCUGGCUAUGGACAAUAGUUUUCGUUUAUUAUUUGAUAUAUUAUCGGAAACAAAUUCACACGUUGUUUCGCAAGUAAAAUUAUUUGUUUAUGAGUUAAGACGUAUUACCGUUUUAUGGGAAGAGCUUUGGCUUGGUACACUUACACAAUUGCAAGAAGAAAUUGGAAGACGCGUUGAUAAUCUUAAGGAUGAAUUACAACGUUUAGAAACGAUGAGUCAUUUGACAAAAGAUGAAAAAGAAUUUAUAAUUAAAGAAAAACAAGAUGUUGUAUUUAAAUCGUUUUUAACUGUAUUAGAAACAAUCAAUCAAAUAACGAAAUCAACAACAGAAACACCACGUGAAGAAUUUUUUCAAAAUGAAUAUUGUAAACAAAUCGAUGGAGCUAUUGAACAAAUGAAACAACCAAUCAGUUUAACAAAUCCUCAUGGGUGUUGGCUCGGUUUUCGUCAGUUAUAUACACUACUCCAUCGUUCGGGAAAGCGAUCGGCUGUUGUUUAUUCGAUGAAUCAAAUAAGUCCAAAAUUGUCCAAUAUUAAAAAUAGUGUUAUACCAAUUCCGGGCGAUGAUGGACAGUUUUAUACAAUAAUGAGUGUUGGUCAAACUGUGCAAGUUUUACCAACAAAAACACGUCCAAAAAAAUUAAUGUUUGUCGGUUCAAAUGGACGACGUUAUCAAUACUUACUUAAAGGACUUGAAGAUUUACACUUAGAUGAACGUAUUAUGCAAUUAUUAUCAACAAUUAAUGUUAUGUUUACAAAAAUGAACCGAACAGAGCCAUGGACAUAUGAAGCGAGAAAUUACGCUGUUAUUCCAUUAGCAUCACGAAGUGGUCUAAUACAGUGGGUUGAGGGAGCUAUACCAUUAUUUACACUGUAUAAACGAUGGCAACAGAGACAAGCAAUGGCACAAACAAUGAAAGCACAAAGUGAAAAUCACGAUCCAAAUAUAAAUCCUGUACAAAAACCCAAUGAUGUUUACUAUAAUAAACUAAAUGCAUUGUUAAAAGAAAAGGGUAAACAAGCUGUUGAUGAUAGAAGAGAGGUAGCAUUACCUGUAAUAAGACAGUGUCUAGAAGAAUUAAUACGAGAAACGCCAGGAGAUCUGUUAUCAAGUCGUUCUCUUGCUGUUACAUCAAUGAUUGGCUACAUUAUUGGACUUGGUGAUCGUCAUUUAGAUAAUGUGUUGGUUGAUUUAAAAACUGGCCAGAUAAUUCAUAUCGAUUAUAAUGUUUGUUUUGAAAAAGGAAAGAAACUUCGUGUACCAGAAAAAGUUCCAUAUCGUAUGACACAAAAUCUUCAACAUGCACUUGGUAUUGCUGGACUUGAAGGUGUUUUUUUUGUUUCAUCUGAAAAUGUUUUGCGUAUACUUCGUUUGGGUAAAGAAACGUUGUUAAACUUGUUAGAAGCAUUUGUUUAUGAUCCAUUGAUUGAUUGGACCGGGCACGAUACAAGUAUAAUAGCAGCAUUUUAUGGUGGCGAACGAAAUUUAUUAGAUCAAAUAACGAUGAAAAAACGUCUAGUUGAAAAAGAUGUGCUGAUAAGAAUGUUUCGAAUACGUUCACUUGAAAUACGUCAGAGUUGGGCUAAUCUUGGGUAA
This is a messenger RNA of Didymodactylos carnosus, 6939 nucleotides long. The record is from the annotation of a GenBank genome assembly. Lineage: Eukaryota; Metazoa; Rotifera; Eurotatoria; Philodinida; Philodinidae.